UAGAAAAGUUUAGCAAAUGAUAGAAAUUAUUAAAACUGCAUAAAAUUAUUUUCAAAUGCAGCUCUAAUGUAUGUACGUUUGUACAUGCGUCAUAUAAAUUCUACGGAAACAUAAAAUUACAAAAAACUUGCAUUCGACACCGCAACUUGAAGUGAGCAUUGCAUCAUUAGUCAUAUAAAGAAAUAAAAUGUUUCGAAACUGUGGAAAUAAAUUCUUUAAAAAUGUCAUUAAAUUCAAUCUAUUGACCACAACACAACAACGUUAUGCAGCAAAAUGGUAUCCGGAUGCCGAAUUUAUGCAACAAUUUUCAGCUCCAGUUAUGUAUCCCGAUCAAGUUACCUCUAAAUGGCAACUACCACCAUGGAAUCAUCAAAUGACACCUACAGAGAAAAAAGUACGUAAUCUAACAUUGAAUUUUGGACCACAACAUCCAGCAGCUCAUGGUGUUUUGCGUUUGGUAUUGGAAUUAGAUGGUGAAACUGUUAUACACUGUGAUCCUCAUAUUGGACUAUUGCAUCGUGGCACCGAAAAGCUGAUUGAGUAUAAAACCUAUUUACAAGCUUUGCCCUAUUUUGAUCGUUUGGAUUAUGUUUCCAUGAUGUGCAACGAACAGUGUUAUUCGUUGGCCGUGGAAAAAUUGCUAAAUAUUGAGGUGCCAAUUCGUGCCAAGUACAUACGCACCUUAUUUGCCGAAAUAACACGUUUACUUAAUCACAUCAUGGCUAUUGGUUCACAUGCUAUAGAUAUUGGUGCCAUAACGCCAUUCUUUUGGUUGUUUGAGGAACGUGAAAAACUAAUGGAAUUCUAUGAACGGGUAUCAGGAGCUCGUAUGCAUGCUGCUUACAUACGUCCCGGUGGUGUUUCUCUCGAUAUGCCUCUACACUUAAUGGAUGAUAUUUAUGAGUUUGCUUCCAAAUUUGCCGAACGUUUGGAUGAGGUAGAAGAUGUUUUAACCCAUAAUCGUAUUUGGCUAACACGUACUGUAGACAUUGGUGUGGUGUCCGCCGAGGAAGCUUUAAAUUAUGGCUUUAGUGGUGUCAUGCUUAGAGGUUCGGGCAUAAAAUGGGAUCUACGUAAACAGCAGCCCUAUGAUGCCUAUCACCUAAUGGAAUUCGAUGUACCUAUAGGAUCGAAAGGAGACUGUUACGAUCGUUAUCUAUGUCGCAUUGAAGAAAUGCGUCAAUCUUUGCGUAUCAUAGAACAAUGUCUCAAUCAAAUGCCUGCCGGUGAGAUAAAAACCGAUGAUUGCAAGAUAACUCCUCCCAGGCGUCGUGAAAUGAAACAAUCCAUGGAAGCUUUGAUACAUCAUUUUAAAUACUUUACACAAGGUUUUUGUGUACCUCCUGGUGCCACGUACACCGCUAUUGAGGCUCCUAAAGGAGAAUUUGGUGUUUAUUUGGUAUCGGAUGGUUCCAGUCGUCCAUAUCGUUGUAAAAUUAAAGCUCCAGGUUUUGCUCAUUUAGCGGCUCUAGAUCGUAUUGGUAGUCAGCAUAUGUUGGCCGAUAUUGUAGCAAUUAUUGGUACGCUGGACGUGGUAUUUGGUGAAAUUGAUCGUUAAGUAUUUUAAAUGAAAGAAAUAAAUUUGAAAAGAAAAAUA
This is a messenger RNA of Lucilia sericata (common green bottle fly), 1597 nucleotides long. Its product is annotated as NADH-ubiquinone oxidoreductase 49 kDa subunit-like. The transcript is spliced from 2 exons. Gene Ontology annotation, biological process: mitochondrial electron transport, NADH to ubiquinone. Gene Ontology annotation, molecular function: NADH dehydrogenase (ubiquinone) activity; NAD binding; quinone binding. The record is from RefSeq and is a predicted model, not a curated record. Bases 188 to 1558 code for a protein of 456 amino acids. Lineage: Eukaryota; Metazoa; Arthropoda; Insecta; Diptera; Calliphoridae.